Messenger RNA from Amoebophrya sp. A120, 2789 nucleotides. Lineage: Eukaryota; Dinophyceae; Syndiniales; Amoebophryaceae. The record is from the annotation of a GenBank genome assembly.
CGUCAUCCGAGCACAGAGAUACCUGUUCACGUAUUUUUGAUUCUUCUUUUUGGUGCUGCUAUUUCUGGUUUUUACCGAAACCGAUCAACAUACAUUCCUUUGAUGCUUAGUAGCAUGCUAUUUACUUUCCCUUUGGGUGUGAGUGUGUUGACAUGACGCAACUAAUAUAAGGCCCACGUUCAUCCCCGACUAGUUUUGAGAUUAGUAGUAAAUUGGGAAGGGAGUAGAUAUCGAGGUAAACCUAAACGCAAGCAUCCUCUAUCGAAUAAAGGAUGAUGGCUACCAGCAGCAGCAGUUCUUCAAGUUCAGCCGCCCGGCUGCCCUUUAUUGCCGGGUCGAACUUUCUGCAAGACGAGCCAUCGGCGUGCAAGCGCGCUAAUCACUGCAAGGAAGUGUCCAUUGUCUGUGUCGACGUACUCUCCGAGACCGAAGACCAGCACGCGUUCCUCCGGGACGCCGCCGUGGAGUACAUGGGCUCGAAGCUGUUGCAGUGUUUGGGAACCGGCAGCCUCAAAGUGAUGGUGUCGGAAGCAAGUGAUGUGGGCGUGAUGGAAGUGGGAGCGGCCCGGACUUCAAACCCGUUGGCGCUCAGCCCGAAUGAAGUCGAGAACAAUAACGACGGUGGUCCUGAUAAUAUUGACAGGCUUGACCUCCAACUCGGCGACGAGGCGGAGCUGCUACCGGCGAACGACAGCUCCGAGCUGGUCGGCGAUGUGUACCAGAACCUGGCCAUGGUGGAACUUUCCCAGCUCGUCGCCUCCUACGGGCCGCGAAAAACAAAUGACGAGCAGCAACUAACUGGCAAACGGGCGAAAGCAACGGGGGCGCAUCCGCAUAUUGUCGCGGAAAUUGACUGCGACGCUGUGCGGAAGGUAAACGUGAUAGAGCGGAAUGCAGCAGGAAGAAGUAGCGUCGGGAACCCGGACCUGGUCACCGACGCAUUGAUUCUGGCGCAGACGCUCAUCGAGCAGCACAUCGGCAAGCGAGCCAAAACGUUUUCUAGCGGGAGCGAAAUCGUUUUCUUCCUGACGAAAGCGACGGCCCUCGGCUGGGGCGGCCCCGAAGCGGUUGACGCCGCGUUUGGUGACGAUGCGUUCGAGAACAUCAUUGCACAACUGCGCAAGUUCAAUAUUCUGGUCAAACUGUUUGUCACGGCCGACGAGCCCAACACGUUUGGCGUCGAGGGGAGUGCAGCCUGGGGCUUGUUCUCGCAGAAGUACCGGCAACAGGCGAGUAGCCAUUCUCUGGCAACGCUGAACGCGAUCAACAGCAACGCUUCACCACUUGGCGUGGAGAUCGUGGAGUUGACGGCGGCAGUGAAAAGUCAGCAGCUCUCGAGCGCCCUGCGCGUGCUCCGCGAGGUGAAGCCGACGGUAAAGACGAAAUGCGACCUGGAGAUCGGCCUUGACUUCAACGAAGACGGGGAGCCAGCGAAAAAGUUGAAGUUGCCCGUGUGGAUUUACGCAAAAACGCAGAAGAAGCUCGUGCCGACGCUGAAGCGACAAAAGGCAGUGCAGGCGGAGGGAGUGACCACACGCUGGGAGAAGGUGUAUAAGAAGGAAGACACCGAGGAAUACGUGGAUUUCUCCGAGCUCAUCAAGGGUUUCUGGUACGGCGGGGAGAUCGUACCCAUCGGCGAGGCGGACCUGCACAUGUUCAACUUCGGCGCGCCCAAAUGCCUAGAGGUCGUUUGUUCCGUGAAGAGCAACACUAUCAAGCCGGAGUGGUACCUCGGCCUGGCCGACUACGUCAUCCCCGAAAAAGAUUGUGACGCUGUGCUGUUCAGCUGCCUCGCGAAGGAGAUGCUCGAGACGGACCACUCUCUGCUGGUGCGUUAUGUUGGACGCGACAAGAGCAAACCGCGUUUGGCGGUCCUGGAGGCGGCACGAAAUCCCGUCUUGGUCAAACACGACGAAAAACAACGCAAAAAGAAGGAGAAUGAACGGAAAAAUCUUCCUCAUCCCACUCUGGAUGGUCGGGGUCUACAAGCCAUGAUGACCACAAAUGAUCGCCCAGGUGUGCAACCUCCAGCUGGGGGAGGUGCAGCAGCAGCGUCCUCUUCCUCGCUAAAGCGCCCCUAUCAACCUGGCGAAGACGACGGACCAGACGAGUUAGAUGAUGACUUCGUGGCGCCAGGGGGGGAAGUAGACCAAGACGUUGCCGGUGGUGGCCACGCGCCGGCCUUCGCUAGCAACGUCCCGAUGACCACCGGUAAUGUCGUGAGAAACAGUGCGGGAAGUGGUCACGCACUACUUGCUGACGCAUCCCCUCCACCAAUGAACCGGUAUGUGUUGUAUCUGUCGCUUCUGCCCUUCUGCGAAGAUAUGCGGGAGUGGCCUUUCCCGAAAAUCAACACGAAGAUUUCUGCGGCGCAGCAGAAUUUGGUCGACGACCUUGUCGAUCAAAUGACAAUAACGCCCGGCACGACCCUACUGUCAAGCAAGAAACCUACAGAUGCAGAUGGUUCAGCAAUAGCAGAGGAGAGACAAGAACUGCAACAGGAGGACUCGUCCGCGACAUCCUUGUGUCUUCCCUUUUCUUCUCUGGACGAGAUUCGAUCCGGGAUGCUUAGCGGAUUCCACGAUUGUCUACUGAAGCGGAUUCUCGUGAAGCAGGCCGGCGUCGAGGAGGAUGCGCAGGAAGCCGCGGAUGUGGAGGAUUUCGUGAACCCAUUGUGGAAGAUGGACGCAGGAUUCGUUGACGCCGAGCGAUUUCGGGAACACUUUGACCUCACGAAGCGCGAACAGAUCGGAGGAAAGAAGAAGCAAUUCUGGCUGAACGAUGAGUGA